This is a messenger RNA of Drosophila arizonae, 899 nucleotides long. RefSeq names its product MIT domain-containing protein 1. Lineage: Eukaryota; Metazoa; Arthropoda; Insecta; Diptera; Drosophilidae. The record is from RefSeq and is a predicted model, not a curated record.
ACAUUAAAUAAACAUAUUUAUGUAUAUUUAAAUAGUUAAUAAUAUAGUGUGACUGCCAUUAUAAUCUAAUCCAAAGUAUUUAACAUCUGACAAAAUGAGCGACGCAAUGCUAGGUAAAGCUCUCUUAAUACGCGCAGUCGAAUGCGAUCAGAGUGGUAGAAUUUUGGAAGCUCAAACACUUUAUCAAGAUGGUAUUGCGCAGCUGAUGUCGUUUGUACACAGCGAACCGGAUGAAGUGAAGAAAAAAGGUUUUCUAACCCGAAUCAAAGAGUACAUCGAUCGAGCAGAUGCCAUCAAAGCGAGGGUAAAUGGCAAAAUGAUGCUCGGCGAGGUGGUCACCCACCUGUCGAUCGAAGAGAACGAUACGGGCAACGAUUACGAUCAAAUCUUCGGUCAAUAUAUGACCGAUAAGACCAUUGAAAUUAUGCUCGAAGAGCCGUAUUUAGCACAAAACUAUCAGUUUCAAAAUCUUAUUCGCUUCUUGGAGCUGGCUGUGACAAACUGCAAGCAUUUGAAAUACAUUCGAUUGAUCACCAAAAAAGAUACAAACAACCUGGAUCAGCAGAAAACUAAUUUGGGCCAAAUUAAAGCCGAUCUAGAGCGUCGUCAAAUUGCUUUCUAUAUCAAGUACGAGGACACUCUGCACGAUCGCAAAAUAUUCUUGAGCAAUGGGUAUAUAAUCAAAAUCGGACGUGGUCUGCACUUUUAUAAGGCCUCAAAUCCCUUGUACUCCAUUGGCCUCACCAACUACAAAUAUAGAAAAUGCUUGCAAACCGAUGUCGAUAUAUGGCGUACAACUAAAUAAGGACAAAAAAAGAAACAAUCUAUUAAAAUAAGAGAAGACAAAGUAAUUUUAAAACACUUCUAUUAAUUCCAAAAUACAGCUUUAAGAAUUUGUA